This is a messenger RNA of Caenorhabditis bovis, 1512 nucleotides long. The record is from the annotation of a GenBank genome assembly. Lineage: Eukaryota; Metazoa; Nematoda; Chromadorea; Rhabditida; Rhabditidae.
AUGGAAUCAGUAUUGGAAACUAUCAGAAAUCACCAUGAAGAACGAGAACGAUUGUUGGAUUCCAUUGUAAAAGAGCAUCUCGCCGAUAAACCGACACACAAGGCAAAAAUCAACAGUGAAUUGCGGGUGAAGGGAUUUGUUGAUCGUUUCUGUAAUGCGUCACUCGAGCUUGCAAAAUUAUACGAGGACAAAGACGGUGCUAGACAAGUCGAAUUGGACGCCGUGUCGGGACCCAACGAGUUCGCCGAAUUCUAUUCGCGUCUGAAGAAUAUCAAAGACGCACAUCGACGGAAUCCCGAUGAGCUCGCCGAGCCAUUAUCAGUCGAGUUCCAAAAGAUCAAUGAGGAGAUCCAGAAUCCUGAGCGCGCCGAGCCCGAUAUGGUCGAGUUCAGCGAUGAGGAGAGCUAUGGAAGGUUCCUCGAUCUUCACGCGUUAUACGUCAAAUACAUUAAUCUGAAAAAUAUUAAAAGAAUCGAUUAUAUGUCAUACCUUUUGAAUUUUGACAAAUUCAUCGACAUUCCAAGAAACACCACAAAGAAGACUGGAGCUUAUAAGGAGUAUGUGACGGCUCUCCAGGAUUAUUUGGUCUCAUUUUUCCGACGAACUCGUCCAUUGCACGAUUUGGAAGGCGAUUUUGCGGCGAUCGACGCACACGUUUCGCAAAUGUUCAACGCGGGCACUCUUCCAGGCUGGACUAGCGAUAAGGAGAAGGCUGGAACGCAGGCGUCGGCGACUGCCGUCGACUUGUCACCUUAUAACAGCGCUGCUGAAUUGGAAGGACUUGGAUUGGAGAGGCUCAAAGGCGCAUUGAUGGCGUUGGGAUUGAAGUGCGGAGGAACAUUAAAAGAGCGAGCCGAACGCCUCUUUGCCACCAAAGGUCACAAGCUGUCCGAUCUUGAGAAAGCGGCGAUGGCGUCAAACACGGCCGACGCCGAGAAGCAGAAGCUGCGCAAUCUUCAAGUCGCCCAAAUCGAAGCGCACAUUGCGAGUAUGGCCGAGUUGUUGGCCGACGAGCGAGCGGCGACGCGCGAGAACGUCGAAAGGAAGCAAGCGCGAGCCGCCGGCGAGCACGAGGAGGAGGAGGAGGAAGAGGAGCCGGUCAUCGAGGAAGAGGAGGAGGUCGAUGAGAGCGCGCCGUACAAUCCGAAAAAUUUGCCGCUCGGUUGGGAUGGCAAACCGAUUCCGUAUUGGUUGUACAAACUUCACGGAUUGAACAUCUCGUACUCGUGCGAGAUUUGCGGAAAUCAAACGUACAAGGGACCGAAGGCGUUCCAGAAGCAUUUCAACGAAUGGCGUCAUUCGCAUGGAAUGCGAUGUUUGGGAAUUCCCAACACCGCGCAUUUCGCCAACAUCACCAAAAUCAAAGAUGCUCUCGAUUUGUGGACAAAGAUGAAAAUGGAAAAAGAGCGCAGCAAAUGGAAUCCGGAUCUCGAUGAGGAGUUCGAAGAUUCGGCCGGCAACGUCGUCACCCGUAAAAUGUAUGAGGAUCUCAAGCGUCAAGGAUUACUGUAG